Messenger RNA from Brachypodium distachyon (stiff brome), 2373 nucleotides. RefSeq names its product CTL-like protein DDB_G0274487. The coding region runs from base 372 to 1928 and encodes 518 amino acids. Gene Ontology annotation, cellular component: membrane. The transcript has 6 exons. Gene Ontology annotation, biological process: transmembrane transport. NCBI's taxonomy places the organism in Eukaryota, Viridiplantae, Streptophyta, Magnoliopsida, Poales, Poaceae. Gene Ontology annotation, molecular function: transmembrane transporter activity. The record is from RefSeq and is a predicted model, not a curated record.
CAACGCCGGUCUGUCGUGCUGCCUCCGCCGCCCCGAGGCCCCCGAACCGUGCACCAAAACCCGCCAAAUUCCCAGGCUUCCAGUUCGUCCCGACGCCCCACGGAACCACCUCCGGACGAACCAAAGCACUACUACUGCCCCGAGAGAAAAUUUGCACGACGUCUCUGUCAAUUCGCAGUUCGCUUCGAUAGCGCAAGUCGUCGCGAGUCGCGCCUCCUCGAUGACCCAAAACGGUUACCGCUCUGCUACCGCUGUCAGAGCAGUUACUACUCCGCUUUGCCAUCGCUAAUCGCUGAUGCCUACCCCCCUCUCUACCAAUCCCCCUCACGCUAAUCCCGUCGUCAUCCCUGCGCGGAUCGCCGAUCGCCGCGAUGUCCACCUCCUCCUCUUCCUCCUCGUCCGGCGAGAGCGGGAACCCUAGCCCCCCGCAGGCGCCGCCGCCGGGGGCCGCGUCGGGGGCAGCGGCGGCGGCGCGGCCGAAGCGGCGCUGCCACGACGUGUUCUGGCUGGUGGUCUUCCUCCUCCACUUGCUCGUCUUCGGCGGGGCGCUCGCGCUCGCCGGCCUCAACCGCUUCCGCAUAGCCGACCGCUUCAACAUCGAACGCUACACCAACCAAACCGCCGCCCCGCGCUCGCGCUCCGCGGGCGCGCCGGAGCCCGCGCCGCCGGGACCACAGGUAAAAUUUUCCCCGGAGAAGGCGCCGGCGUCCGAGCUGACGGAGACGUACUGGAAGUACUACGGCGUCGCGGGGGGCACAGGGACGGUGCUUGCGUGGGCGUGGCUGGCGGCGGCGGCCGGUAGGAGGGACGGGGGGAAGGUGGUGAUGAGGGCCGCCGUGCACAGCCUCACGGCGUACCUCGCGGUGGUCAGCGUGCUCUGCUUCUGGGGGAAGCACUUCUUCUGGGGCGUGGCGCUCGCCGUCGGCGCUGCGCUCCACUUCCUCUACGUCAUGUCAGUGCUUGAUAGAUUUCCUUUCACAAUGCUAGUACUGCAGAAGGCAGUAAGGAUGGUGUGGGAACUUCCUGAUGUGAUGAGAGUAGCAUAUGCAUUCGUACUGGUAAUGCUUUGUUGGAUGGCAUUAUGGUCCUUCGGAGUUUCUGGUAUUGUUGCUAUGCACAUACCUAAUGGUGGACAAUGGUGGCUUGUUUUGGUUUUAUCAGUCAGUUUAUUUUGGACCGGAGCUAUCCUUAGUAAUACAGUCCAUGUCAUAGUUUCAGGGAUGGUUUUCCUUGUUCUCAUUCAUGGUGGCCAAGCUGCUGCAUCAAUGCCCCCAAAACCACUUCUGAAGUCACUUCAGUAUGCUGUAACAACUUCGUUUGGAAGCAUUUGCUAUGGAUCCCUCUUCACAGCUGCCAUUAGGACUUUACGUUGGGAGAUUCGAGGAAUUCGUUCUAAAAUUGGCAGCAAUGAGUGUCUACUAUGCUGUGUUGACUUCUUCUUUCAUAUUGUGGAGACACUUGUUCGUUUCUUCAACAAAUAUGCAUAUGUACAGAUAGCUGUCAAUGGACAAAGUUUCAAUCGUUCAGCUAGGGAUGCUUGGGAGCUGUUCCAGUCUACCGGCAUUGAAGCACUUAUUGCUUAUGACUGUUCGGGUGCUGUCCUUCUGAUGAGCACAAUAUUAGGUGGGUUAAUUACAGGAACUUGUACGGGUGUUUGGACAUAUUUCACACAAAGUGAGAAAGCAAUUAUGGUUGGCUCAACCUCUAUGCUGAUGGGCAUGAUACUGGUGGGGCUAACUGUUGUAGUUGUUGAAAGCGCAGUUACAUCAAUAUACAUAUGCUACGCCGAGGACCCCCUUUUAAUUCAGAGAUGGGAUCCUGAAUUUUUUGAACAAAUGUCAGAGGCAUUACACCAGCGACUGCAGUACCGAAGCUCCCGUGCCCGCCAAAUACCUAAUGGUCGGCUUGAUCAUUUGCCAAGUAUUUGAAUCGCAUACCUCUACCAUUUUUGUCAAUCCAUUGUAAGCGCAGCAGCGAUUUCCAGAACAAGCAGAAGUUUUUGAAUCCUCCUGCAAUCGAAAAUAUAUAGACCAAGGAAGCUUUUACUCAGCCAUUGAAAUAUAGAGAAUGAAGUGCCCCAGCAAUCUCGGAGGCCUUCAAAAGUAACAUUCCCAAUGAAGCAGUCGUUUGUUCAUAGUUGUGUAGAACUGCAGUGCGAUUGUGUUGAAGCAGCCCUUUUUCUUUUCUUUUGAGGAAGCAGUGCCAGCUUUUGUUUGUUCUGUCGUUGUGUCUGUGUGUGUGCAGCCUUUCUGGGGGAGAAAACAGAAAAAUUCUGAAACCCAUUGGUGGCUUGGGUUUUAUGUGACUUUAAGCGAUUGUGUUGCGGUUAUUCCUCAUGAAUGGAAAUGCUUCACGUUCGCCAUCACGGCAUCA